Molecule: messenger RNA, 1785 nt
Organism: Epinephelus lanceolatus (giant grouper)
Lineage: Eukaryota; Metazoa; Chordata; Actinopteri; Perciformes; Serranidae
Product: adrenodoxin-like
Biological process (GO): P450-containing electron transport chain
Cellular component (GO): mitochondrion
Molecular function (GO): electron transfer activity; 2 iron, 2 sulfur cluster binding
Source: RefSeq, a predicted model, not a curated record
UCGCGUGAUGCCUCCUCUGACACCGUUUCCUUGGGAAUACAUCGGGAUAUCUCACAUUUGCCGAUUGACCACAUAAACCUUGUGUGAUUGAACCCGAUAGCGUCUUUCUGCUUUGCUUUUUAUGAACUAUCCGAUUACGACAGCUCAGUCACGUAACUUAAUUGACCCCAGACAGCGACCAUAGCUCCGUUACGCAAUGAACGCGACAGUGACAGAGUGACUUCUCGCAGCUAAAACAAGCUAGCCUAGCAAGCUAAGUUAGCGCAGGAGCUAAGUUAGACAACUUCGGGUCUGUCCGCUGAGAAGAGCUCGACCGAAGUGGACUGUGUCGGCGUUUUCAGCAGCUCGGAUAUCUCUUAGCUUCUUUUUGAAUAGUCUGUAACGUUUCCUCAAAUGGCUUUGGUAACGGCGCUACGAAGACUGGCUCACGUAAGGUUACGAGAAUAUUCGUGGAGGACGGCGGCAGUAACUUCCACUGCCUGGCUGACUGGUCAGAGGAGUUUCACCACCGGCACACAGCCUCUGAGAGCAGACAACAAGGUGACGGUCCACUUCAUCAACAGAGAUGGGGAGAAGAUCACAGUGAAGGGGUCGCCUGGAGACUCACUGCUAGAUCUUGUCAUCAAUGAAGACCUCGACUUUGAUGGCUUUGGGGCGUGUGAGGGAACCCUGGCGUGCUCCACAUGCCAUCUGAUCUUUGACGAGGAUGUCUACAAGACUCUGGGGCCCAUCACAGAUGAGGAGAUGGACAUGCUAGACUUAGCCUAUGGCUUGACUGACACAUCUCGACUGGGUUGCCAGAUCUGCCUGACAAAGUCUCUGGAGGGCAUGGUGGCCAGGGUUCCAGAGAGUGUAGCAGACAUCCGACAGAGCAAAGACGGAUCAUCUUAACCUGCGGCGGGGAAACGUGAAUGUCCACAGUGUGGUUGUGCCUGGUCAGAACUGAGGGUAUGUGCACAGGGACGAUGGUGGGUGAAAAUCUGUCAGCACUGCUGCAUCCACUGGACUGCCUACUCUUCUCUCCUUCUUUAAAGAAAAACAAAUGUCCAAGUCACAGCUCUCAAUAACCAGGAUGUAAGAAUACAAUAUUUGACUUUUUAAAUAAAGAGAAAAUAAUUUUUUUAUAGACGUAAACUACACUCGGCAAGCUUUAGUAAAACUGUAAACUCUGUUACCGUUAAAGAAUCUUGCCACCCUUGUAGUAUUACGACAUAAAGUAUAAUCUCAGAUAAACCUACUAUAUAUCUUAUAAACUCCUUAUCCAUCCUGAUUUGGAUUUUUUUGAAACGUGUGAGUCGCACAGGCUGACACAUGAACAUCAGUUUGCAGUGGCUCAGUCAUUUAUUAACCUCAAACUCCAUCAUGCUGCUAAACACCUCUAGUUUGUGGCUGUGCCUUCAAUUAUCUAAUUACGUACCAUAUGCUUUUCUUGUAAAAAUAUAACUGACUUUACACUGACACUUGUUUAAAAACUAGAUCCUCUCUUUGUGUGUAAAUUCAGUCAUAUUCACUCAACAAGAUGACGGUAGCCCGCUGACUGCAGCCAGUGACUGAAAUGUCUGUGAACCAAUACAACUAACAGUUCUCGACGCCUUAGAGAUUGUGCUGAUGUCGACACCCCUCCCCCUCUUAUUUUAUUCUACACAUGUAUACCCCUACUAUUGUUGAUCAGAUCCUUCAUGUAACCAUAUAAUUCCAUCAUGUGAUUGUACAUAGCUAGAGCACAAACCUACAUCCAUGUAUAGAGUGAAAAAUAAUGUAAUAAAAAAAAAAUCACCUUUCUAA